Myxocyprinus asiaticus (Chinese sucker) is the source of this 1778-nucleotide messenger RNA. Its product is annotated as S-arrestin-like. The coding region runs from base 188 to 1360 and encodes 390 amino acids. Lineage: Eukaryota; Metazoa; Chordata; Actinopteri; Cypriniformes; Catostomidae. The record is from RefSeq and is a predicted model, not a curated record. Gene Ontology annotation, cellular component: photoreceptor inner segment; photoreceptor outer segment. Gene Ontology annotation, biological process: signal transduction; G protein-coupled receptor internalization. The transcript has 16 exons. Gene Ontology annotation, molecular function: G protein-coupled receptor binding.
UGUAUUUUGGGACAGGCUGGAAAAUGGGCGAAAGGGAUUGUAGCUGACCUGAUUAGUUGGGCAAGACCUCCUGACAUCCUGGGUACAAAUAGCAGCUCCUCUCUACAGGUCUGGUCUUUCUGUGUGUGUCUCCAGUCUCAGAUCUCACAAAUAAGUUGAAUCAUCACUAUUAAGACUUUAACCAACAAUGAGCCCAAAACAUAUCAUCUUCAAGAAAAUAUCCAAGGACAAGUCGGUGGGUGUGUACCUGGGGAAGAGAGACUUUGUUGACCGUGUUGACUCUGUGGAUCCAGUGGAUGGCGUCCUUCUGGUCGACCCUGAACAGCUGAAAGGGAAGAAAGCGUAUGUCACCUUAUCCUGCACGUUUCGGUAUGGACGCGAUGACAUGGACGUGUUGGGAAUCGCGUUCAAGAGGGAAAUCUACCUGUCCACAAGGCAGAUCUACCCACCUCUGCAAGACAAAGAUCAGGGCAUUCUCACCAGAGUGCAGGAUAAACUACUGCGCAAGCUGGGUCACAAUGCCUACCCAUUUUUCUUUGAAUUCCCAGAUAACUUGCCUUGCUCAGUAGGACUGCAGCCAGCCCUAACCGAUGUUGGAAAGCAUUGUGCUGUUGAGUUUGAGGUGAAGGCCUUCUGUGCGGAGAGCCAGGACGCCAAAGUUCGCAAACGGAGCUCAGUGCGUUUGAUGAUUCGUAAGGUCCAGUAUGCUCCAGAGAAGCCAGGACCAGCACCUUGUGUGGAGACCACUCGUGACUUUCUCAUGUCUGACAAACCACUGCAUUUGGAGGCAAGCUUAGAGAAGCAGACAUACUAUCAUGGGGAACCUCUCAAUGUACGGGUCAAAAUCAGAAAUGAUUCCAACAAAAAUGUGAGGAACAUCAUUCUUUCUGCUGAACAAAUUGCCAAUGUGGUGCUGUACUCCAGUGACAGUUACAUGAAAGCAGUGGCAACUGAGGACUCCGGGGAUUCUGUUGACUCUGGUGCAAAACUGGACAAAGUCUAUUCUUUGCUUCCCCUACUGACCAAUAACAGAGAGAUGCGGGGCAUUGCACUGGAUGGAAAACUGAAGCAUGAAGACACCAAUCUAGCCUCUUCAAGCAUCAUCAAAGAGGGUGUGCUGAAAGAGGUUCUGGGGAUCCUGGUGUCUUACAGAAUCGUUGUGAAACUGAUUGUUGGGGGGAUUAUGGGAUCCAGUGAGGUUGGGGUGGAGCUUCCAUUUCAGCUUAUGCACCCGAAGCCUGAUGCAGUGAAAGAAAGUGAACUGGAGGAUGAAAUGGUGUUUGAAGAGUUUAAGCGCUCCUAUUUAAAAGGAACGAUUGAGGAUGAGGAUGAGGGAAACGUUUCUCCUGCUGAGCAAUGAAGAGCACAUGAAGAAUUCACCUAGUCCUGGAAGCUGUCACAUUAUUAAGACUGUUGAGAAUAGACAACCAUAUAGAGAAUAUUACUACAAUAGAGCAGUACACUGAACUCCUUAACACUUCUUAGAAGAUAAUGUUGUAAUUCUGAAAGAAUUCCAAGCUAGAGAUCAGCUGUACUAUGACGUGAUAUUUCCUCAGCUGCCUGAUCUUGAUGUGGUCAUGUAACUGAGAAUGAAUGGAGUGCUUCCUCUCAUCAAACUGAUGUUUGGUGAUUAUAGGCUACUGAUAAAAUAGUAAAACGUCCUAGCUGUUUUUCUAUCUGUAAUACACAUUAUUUUUGUGAUAUCUAGCAAAAUUCUUAUGUAAUACUGUAAUACACUAAAGGAAAGGAUUGUAUUGUAAUAAAAUGCUAUAGCCAGA